AUGAAGAUUUACGUAGCCUUUGAGGGGGCUUUUGAAGCGUUUGACGUUUCCACAGAUGAAACGGUAGCUGCCGUGAAGCUGAUGAUAAAGGAUCGCUUCCACAUUCCUCUCUCUGAAGACAAGCGGGGCAGACGGUGCCUGGAGCUCACGCACGCAGGAGCAACCCUGCAGGACGGCUGGAGUCUCGCGGACGUGGGAAUCUCCGCCUGUGCCACUCUCAAGUGCUCUGCCAAGGAGGAAGGUCAGCCCGUGUUCUCCGUGUUCAACACGGUCACCAGACAGAGGAUGGCCAUCGUGGGGGACGCGGCCCUUGUGGACGACAGAGUGGCGCGUCUGAGGACGCUGGUGGCACUGAGAUGUGGCCUUCCCGUGGGCGUCUUCUGUCUCCGGACGCCAGCCGGCCUGGAGCUGUACGACUGCAACCGCUUCCAGGACUACGGCCUGGCCCCGGGCACGACCCUUCGCCUGGACGUGUGGGACGGAUGGAAGGAGUUUCUGCGGGGCUGUGUCCGGGGCCAGACCCUGAAGGUGCAGCGCUACUUGUCCACGGAGGGCCCGGUGCUCAGGUACCAGAAGCGGGUGGCCCUGUACGUCGCCGCCUUCCACGGCCACGUGGAGCUGACCGAGUGGUCCCUGGCGCAGGGGGCGCGGCCCCACGAGGCGGUGGGCGCGCACCCCUACCGCGAGUGGUGCCAGGACGCGCUGCACGCCGACGUGUCCAAGUGCCCGGUGCACGCGGCGGCCGAGGCUGGCCAGCUGCUCAUCCUCCAGGCCUUCGUGCGCUGCAGCCCGCUGGCCCUGCAGUGCCGGACGGCGGCCGGCCGCACCCCGCUGGCCCUGGCCUGCGCGCACGGCCACCUGCACUGCGCGCGCUUCCUGCUGCGGACGCUGGCCUCUACCGUGUCCUUCCCGCGGGUGGCGCUGCCCAUGCGGCUCUACAUCCAGGUCAAGCGCUGGCUCUGCCGGGCCCAGAGCCGCAGCCGCGGGCAGCUCCGCCGGGCCAGGCUGCGGGGGGCGCGGGUGGGCGCGACCGUGCUGGUGGACGGCUUCGCCGCGUCCCCGAUGACCUCGAGGAGCUGGCGGGGGGUGGCGGGCGAGGCCGGGGCGACCCCCGGGGUGCGGCUCCCGCCUCUCCGGGUGCAGCCUGGUGCCGUCGGCCAGCGGCACCCACGGGCGGGGGUCCUGCCGCUGCCCCCCCUGCCCGCCGCCGUCUCGGACGCGCGGGGAAGGCAGCCGCGCCUCGCCCGCGCUGCCCCGCCGCCGGGGCCAUUCCCAGCCGUGUCCGGGGCUCGCUGCCCGCACCCGGCCUGCUCCUCGGCGGGCCCCGACGCCCCCUGCGCGCACCGCCGGAGGACCCCGCGCGACAACGCCCGGCGCUGCCUGGAGGUGGCCAGCGCCUUUAAGGAGAAGAGUUGGUUUCAGCAGCUGGAAAUCGCAAGAAUCCUCGCCAGGAAGAGCGUCUCUAGCCUCACGGCCCGAGGAGGAGGCCUGUCCGCACUGGAGAACCCUCUGGAAGUCGUGCUUUGAAACGUCCUGACGCUCCCGUCUGGGAGCAGACCUCACUGGGGGAAGCUGAGCCUCACUCCUCACGUUAGUGUUUCUCAGAAACAGCCCGAGCCACCGGGCGGUGGGAAGGGUGUGUGAUGUCCAGCGGACUCCCAUUUUUCAGAUGCCAUCGCCCACCUGGAAACGUAGGCAGCUCGUUUGCAGAUGGGGUCUAAGGAAGGACGGCCCAGAGGCUGGGCCUGGGGCCGCUGCACCGUGCUGGGUGGAGACUUUGCACAGGAGGGCCUGGGAGACACGCACACAGAGACAGAGACAGACAGAUCUAGAGAGAGAGCACAAAGGAUAAGCCUCCUGUGUUGCAUGUGGCCAGUCCCGGUUUGAUGCCCAGGACUGCAUCUUGCCUUGAGCGCCACUAGGAGUUACCCCUGAGCACAGAGCCGGGAGAAUCCUCGAGCACUGCUGGGUGUUUCCAAAAGAGAGGGAGAGGGAGAAGAAAAAAACAGAAAGAGGAAGAGAAGAAAGAAAAGGGGACAAAGAAAGAGAAAACUAAAAUGAGUGGAAAGGGCAGAGGUGAUAAUAUAGCAGGGUGGGCAUUUGCCUGGCAUGUGGCCAGCCCAGGUUCAACCCCCAGCAUCCCACAUGGCCCCUGAGCACUGCCAGGAGUGAUCCCUGAGUGCAGAGCCAGGAGUAACCUCUGAGCAUAGCCGGGUGUGAACCCCACAAAGGAAAGAGUGGGAGAAAGAGAAAAAGAACAGAAGAGAAGAGGAGAGAAGGAAAGAGGGGGACGGGGUGGGAGGAGAGGGAAGAAAGGAGCUUACAGGACUGGGAAGGUGGAAACAAAGAGUCUAUAGCAAUUUUCAUUUGUGUUUGUGUUCCCGGGGAACUGCAUCAAGGCUUGCAUCCUCAUAACGCAGGAGUCGACAGAUGCAGCCCAAGAAUUCUGACCUGUUCCUUUCAGUCUUCCAGGACCUUUCCCCAGGACUCUUUGAUCUAAAAACCUAAUGCAAAGAGCCGGGGAAACAAUGUCAAUGAUGGAGCGCAGGCUUUGCAUGCAAGGGGCCUGAUAUCAGCCUGGCAUUGUGUGCCCAUCAUGCAAAAUCUGGGCAGGAGCCAGUCAGGAGAAACCCCUGAGCACUGCUGGGACACGCUUUCAAAUGCUUAAUCAUCUGGGGGAGGCAGAACCGGCCCUGCCUCCUGCCCCAAUGAGACCCUGAGCGGUCGCCCAUGUACAGCUCCUCCGCUCCUGAACAGCCAUGAUCCCAGCGCCACAGAAACCAAUCUCCGGGGGCUGGAGAGAUAACACAGCGGGGAGGGCGUUUGCCUUGCAUGCAGCCGACCCCGGUUCAAAUCCCUGCAUCCCUUAUGGUCCCCUGAGCACGGCCAGGGGUAAUUCCUGAGUGCAGAGCCAGGAGUAACCCCUGUGCAUCGCCGGGUGUGACCCAAAAAGAAAAAAAAUAAAAGAAAGAAAAAGAAACCAAUCUUGGAAUGCAGCGGCUGCUGGCAGAAAUACCUCUGGACUCAAUACCAGAAUUCCAAAACUGGGCGGCCGCUUUCACAACAGUGCAACAUCAUAUGCUCUCUGUUACCAACAAUAGAAAACAUAGAAUCUAAUGAUGCCAUUCCGACAGGUCUGACUGUUGGGGUUAAACACCAAAUAAUCAUAGUGAGUUUCUUGUCGAAAAUUGAAUGUAAUCAAAGUAAGG
Molecule: messenger RNA, 3209 nt
Organism: Sorex araneus (European shrew)
Lineage: Eukaryota; Metazoa; Chordata; Mammalia; Eulipotyphla; Soricidae
Gene: ANKUB1
Product: ankyrin repeat and ubiquitin domain containing 1
Exons: 6
Coding region: 1-1527 (508 amino acids)
Molecular function (GO): protein binding
Source: RefSeq, a predicted model, not a curated record